AUGAGCAGCCAUCUGGAGGAGAGGCUGAGGGAAGCUGCUGCUCUAGGCGACCUCGAGGAGGUGCAGACGCUGCUCCGCCAGGGGGUGGAGGUGAAUGCCCAGAAUGAAAUCAAUGGCUGGACUUGUUUACAUUGGGCUUGCAAACGGAACCACACUCAAGUGGCUGCUUACCUGCUGGAUUCUGGAGCGGAUAAAGAGAUUUUGACAAUUAAUGGAGAGCUAGCAGCACAUUUAACUUCAAAGAAAGAAAUCAGAAAUAUCCUGGGAGUGGAAGAGUGUGACAAUCAAGAAGUGAAUGACUUAAAGCUGCCAAUUGUUGCAAACUAUUUGACCAACCCACCAUUCCCUUACAAUUACAGUCAAGAAAGGGACAGUGUCCUUGAUACCUCAGCACCACCUGAGUGCACUAACACAGCCUUAUGUGAGGGUGAGCCUAGUCCUUGUUUAUCAGCAACUCAAGAUGAAAAUGUUUGCACACCCACCUCCCACAAAGAAGCAGAAUUUCACCAUGAAGGGGAGCUCACUUCUCCCAUCAGCACAGGAGCAUCAGAACGCACACGGCCUGGAGUCCAGAGCCGCCCUGUUUAUCCUUUACCUACAUAUCACAACAGAGCUCUUUUUACCUCAGCUGUAUCUAGACAACAUGUACCUCAGCAAACAAAUGGCUCCUGCAUGGGCACUGCUCUGCCAUUACAGCCACUGCUUCUCACAGGAAGUUUCCCAUAUAACAUGCAAGAAUUGGUGCUUAAAGUAAGAGUUCAGAAUCCUAAAGAGCACGACUUCAUUGAAAUUGAACUGGACAAAAAAGAGCUGACUUACCAGGAUCUGCUCAGAGUGAGUUGCUGCGAAUUGGGUGUUAAUCCUGAACAAGUGGAGAAAAUUAGAAAGCUACCCAAUACACUGAUGAGAAAGGAUAAAGAUGUUGCCAGGCUUCACAAUUUUCAAGAGCUGGAGCUAGUUUUAGCGAGAAGCAUCAAUUCUCCUUUCAGAAAUGCUGCCGCAACAACACUGAUGGAAAGACCCUGCUACAACACUAAAGCAGCAAAGCUGACAUACUGAGUUUUAAUAUUUACUGCAAUGGAUUAAGUCAUAUAAAACCUUAAAUUCUUGUUAAGGUUAAUAGUCUAUCCUUACUAGUGAAUAUUUUUAUAUAUUGAUACUUUCGAUUUAGAUACAGCAUUUCUCUUAAUAUUUAUACUAAUAAUAAUUGCUGAGUGGAGCUAGCACUAAGCACCUGUACAGCUCAAGCACCUUAGAAGUCUUAUGUGUAGUCUAUCAAAUGAACAAGCAGACGGUAAAAAUGGAUUUGGGGUGGGGAGUAUUCACAACUAUUUCCCCAAUAGGUACUUGUUCCCUCAGUGAAUUGGAUUUUGGCACCUAAUAAAUUGUCAAACAAUGUGAUUUUAUUGAAACAGCAACUCGAUUCACAUGAUUCGACAUGGCUAGGUGCCACUGUCAUUUUGAAUGUGCAGCCUCCAACUGGAGGUUGUUCUGUGAUGUGCGAAUCCAGAUGCUAUGGGUUAAUUGUGAGUUAAUCAACCUACAAUUUGGCUAACUUUGGGUUGUUGAAUUCAUUAUUAACCCACAGUGCACAGGUUCACAUAUCAUGAGGCAACCUCUGGUCGGGCCAAACAGGACCUAUACAGUUGAGAGAUCAGGAUAACAUUACCAUAGAAAUAUUUGUAUUAUAGUUGC
Messenger RNA from Elgaria multicarinata webbii, 1695 nucleotides. Its product is annotated as ankyrin repeat domain-containing protein 40-like. Lineage: Eukaryota; Metazoa; Chordata; Lepidosauria; Squamata; Anguidae. The transcript is spliced from 5 exons. The record is from RefSeq and is a predicted model, not a curated record. The coding region runs from base 1 to 1059 and encodes 352 amino acids. Gene Ontology annotation, molecular function: protein binding.